Messenger RNA from Boleophthalmus pectinirostris (great blue-spotted mudskipper), 6425 nucleotides. RefSeq names its product MET proto-oncogene, receptor tyrosine kinase (gene met). The transcript is spliced from 21 exons. Bases 196 to 4419 code for a protein of 1407 amino acids. Gene Ontology annotation, cellular component: signaling receptor complex; membrane. Gene Ontology annotation, biological process: cell migration; positive regulation of kinase activity; cell surface receptor protein tyrosine kinase signaling pathway. NCBI's taxonomy places the organism in Eukaryota, Metazoa, Chordata, Actinopteri, Gobiiformes, Gobiidae. Gene Ontology annotation, molecular function: transmembrane receptor protein tyrosine kinase activity; protein binding; ATP binding. The record is from RefSeq and is a predicted model, not a curated record.
ACUGGCACAGCGUAACUCCGCGCGUCACUUUCCUGCACAGACGCGAGACACAUUUUGGAUUUUAACUUUUGUGGAUUAUUUUUGAAGAAAGAGAAUUGAAAUUACAAACUUUUGGAGCGGGAAGAGAGAGUUUUACCGGAUUUGCUCGGAAUAUGAUUUGAAGCAAGGAGAGGGCUGCUGCUGCUCCGAAACAGGAUGUCUGCCUCUGGUGUUUACCCCUCACUGCUGCUGCUCCUCUGCUCUCUUCUCUCCUCUGCCUCCUCCCAGUGCGACCACUCCUCUGAAACCUCCAAAAUCAACCCAAACGUACACUACGAACUCCCCACGUUCACUUCAGAAUUCCCCAUCCAAAACAUGGUCACGCUGGACGGAAUAGUUUACGUCGGCGCUACGAAUCGGAUCUACGCGCUGUCGCCCAAUCUCACAAAAUUAUCGGAAUAUAGAACGGGACCACUGAGAGCGAACGAAACCUGCGGACACAAAACGGACAACGCCAACGCUAUAAUCGACAAUCGGAAUAUCGCCUUGGUAACGGAAAACAUUUACGAUAAAGGAUUGUACAGCUGCGGAUCUGCGGAUAAUGGGAUUUGCAGACGCCACGUUUUGUAUGAAGACGACGAAAUGGGCCCUAACACUGUUGACGACGAAGUUUACUGUUUCGCCGAUAAAGUUAGGCUUCGUAAAGGCAACCCGUAUAAUUCGGACAUUGUUGUUAGCGCUUCCGGAUCGCAGGUUCUCAAUGUCGAAAGCAACCUAAUCCAAUUUUUCGUAGGGAAUUCGGAAAUCCCCGGUAACAAAACAACACCAAACACGCACACAAUAUCUGUACGUAAAAUGAAAACUAGCCAAAACGGAUUCACGUUCUUCUCUAGCGCCGCGCACAUGGACUUGAUACCAUCUUUACGCGGAAACUACUACUUACGCUAUGUCUACUCCUUCAACAGCGGUCCGUUUACAUACUUUUUAACUGUACAGCGCGUCAGUAAAGAUUCAAAUGCUUUCCACACCAGAAUCGUACGCAUGUGCUCUUCUGAUACGGUGAUCAGACGCUACGUAGAGAUGCCGCUUCAAUGCAUUCGCACGGACAAACGCCGCAGACGCUCCACGGAAGACGUAAAGGUUUUUAACAUCCUGCAGGGGGCGUACGUGAGCAAAAUCAAGGAGGACACGGAGUUGCAGAAGCAGCUGAAAGUGGGACCGAAUGACGAUGUUUUGUUCGCGGCGUUCGCUAAAGGGAAACCGGACUCCCCCGAAGCUACGGCGGAUUCUGCCGUGUGCGUCUUCUCUUUAAGUCACAUAAACAACAUGAUCAGGAGGUACACGCAGAGCUGCAGCACCGUGGAGCCGUACCAUUUCACGGGCACUGACCACAAGUCCUGCUACAACGUGACCUCUUCAGACGAGUGUGAUCCUCACGAGGGCAUGCACGAGGGCAAAGAGAGCACGUAUCGUCUGCAGAUCACUCAGUUUGUGCCCCGGCUGGAGUACUGGCACCAGGACCUGGCCCACACCCUCCUCACCUCCAUCACCGUGGCGACCGUGCACUCCAGGACUGUGGCCUACCUGGGCACCAGCGACGGGCGACUCCUGCAGAUCCUCUUCUCACGCUCCUCCUCUCCUCACCUGAACAUCACUCUGGACUCUGCACCCGUCUCCUCCAGCCUCCUCCUCCAGGGCCAGGGACGCCUGCUUGUCGCCACCGGCAACAAGAUCACAUCGGUGCCUCUGAUUGGCCCGGGCUGUGAUCAGCUGACCACCUGUACUUCCUGUUUGCUGUCGUCGAGGGUAACAGAGUGCGGAUGGUGUAAUGGCCGAUGUACGAGAUCCAGUCAGUGUACAUCUGCAGAGUGGAGCCAGGAGUACUGCGCCCCUGUCAUUACUAAGUUCUGGCCGAGCAGUGCCCCAGUUCGCGGCUCCACGUCCCUCACCAUCUGUGGACUCAACUUUGGCUUCGACAAAACAGAAAACUUCAGGUCGCCCAUGGUCAGUGUGGAGGUGGGAGGAGCCCCGUGCAAACUGGACCGACACGGAGGACUCAACAGGUGGACAGAGCUGCAGUGUGCUCCGGUUUUCAGCGGGAAUUUUACGAUAAAAAAUAAAGACGUGAAAGUGACCAGCGGAACCCAAGUGGCCAAGAUGGAGGGCUUCACUUUUGGGGAGCCUGUGAUCCAUGAGAUCUUCCCCACAUUUGGGCCUAAAUCUGGAAACACAAUGUUGACGAUCCGAGGAGCGUUCUUAGACUCAGGGAACAAGAGAGAGGUGACCAUUGGAAAAGGAGUCUGCAAGAUACAGAGCCUGUCGUCGUCGAUGGUGACCUGUAAGACCCCGCCUCAGCCCCUCCCCUCACAGGAAGUGGUCCGCUUCAGUCUGGACUCCGUGGAGCUCAGGGCCCCAACGGUCUUCUCCUACAACCAGGACCCCAUCAUCAACAGCAUCCAGCCCUCCAGGUCCUUCGUGAGUGGAGGCUGCACGGUCUCAGCUCACGGGUUCUUCCUUCAGUCUGGACUUCAGCCUGAGAUGGUCCUCACCACCAGCCACGACCAGCACGUCUUCCAUGUGAGUUGUGUUUAUGGAGAGAACCACACUUCGAUCCAGUGCACGACCCCGUCCCUGGCCAAACUGGCUCUGCAGCCCCCCCUAGUGACCAAAGUGUCCUUCAUCCUGGACGGAUUCUCCACAGACCAGUGGGACCUGGUCUACGUGGAAGACCCGCUUUUCCAGGACCCAAAACUCACGUCCAAGGACAACAAGAGCAUAGUGGAGCUGAAGGGCGACCGGAUGGACCGUGAGGCGAUGAAGUGCCAGGUCCUGACUGUGUCCAACCACAGCUGUGAGAGUCUGACUCUGGUGGGAAACACCCUGGAGUGCACUGUGCCCCAUGAGCUACAGCAGAAGGAGCUGCAGGUCCAGUGGCGUCAGGCGGACUCAAUCCGGUCUCUGGGUGUCGUGACUCUGGCUCAGGAGCAGGACUUCACGGCUCUGGUGGUGGGCUGUGUGUGUGUGUCUGUGCUGCUGCUCGGCCUGGGCUCCCUGCUGCUCUGGAGGAGGAACAAGCACAUAGACGAUCUGUCUGAAGUGUGGUACGACGGCAGAGGGCACAUCCAGCACUUGGACAGACUGGCCAAUGCACGCAGCGUCAGUCCCACUAACGAGAUGGUGUCCCACGAGUCUGUGGACUACCGCACCACGCUGCUCGACGAUCCAAACAGCGAGCGUCCCGAGUCUUGCCGGGCUGUUCCUGUGUACGGCGGGAGUGGGGAGCUGUUGCACCACCGCGGGGCCAUAGGGGGCGCUAUGGGGCCCGAUGAGUUCCUGUCUCCUCUGCUGUCUGGGGCCCCCGUGCACAUAGACCCGAGCUGUCUGCACCCAGAUCUGCUCCGAGAAGUCCAGCACGUGGUGAUCAGCAGAGACAGGCUCAUUCUGCACGUGCACCAGGUCAUAGGGAGAGGACAUUUCGGCUGCGUUUUCCAUGGAACUCUUCUGGAACCUGAUGGACACAACCAGCACUGCGCCGUCAAGAGUCUCAACAGGAUCACAGACCUGGAGGAGGUGUCCCAGUUCUUAAAGGAGGGAAUCAUCAUGAAAGACUUCAGUCACGAGAACGUUCUAUCACUGCUCGGCAUCUGUCUGCCACCAGAGGGCUCCCCGCUGGUCGUGCUGCCCUACAUGAAGCACGGAGAUCUGAGGAACUUCAUACGUGACGAGGGACAUAACCCAACAGUAAAAGAUCUCGUGGGCUUCGGUCUGCAGGUGGCACGAGGAAUGGAGUAUUUGGCCUCUAAGAAGUUUGUGCACAGAGACCUGGCUGCACGAAACUGCAUGUUGGAUGAGAGCUACACGGUGAAGGUGGCAGACUUUGGCUUGGCUCGAGACGUUUAUGAGAAAGAAUAUUACAGUGUUCACAAUAAGAGCGGAGUCAAGCUGCCGGUCAAGUGGAUGGCCCUGGAGAGUCUGCAGACGCACAAGUUUACACACAAGUCUGACGUGUGGUCAUUUGGCGUGCUGCUGUGGGAGCUGAUGACCAGAGGAGCUCCUCCGUACUCAGACGUCAACUCCUUCGACAUCACAGUGUUUCUAAUGCAGGGACGAAGACUACUACAGCCAGAGUUCUGCCCAGACGCACUGUACACAGUGAUGAUCGAGUGCUGGCACCCCAAACCCGAGCGCCGUCCCUCUUUCUCCGAGCUCGUGUCCCGGAUCUCCUCCAUCUUCUCGUCCUUCAGCGGAGAACACUACGUCCUCCUCAACACCACCUACGUCAACAUCGACAAGCUCAGCCCCUACCCCUCUCUGUUGCCCCCCUCUGGAGCCGACCACAACUGCACCUCCGGGGCCGAUUCCAGCGGGGAGAGCGCGCUACUCAGCCUCACCACACAGGGGGCGCUCUUCAGUAACCCCGAGCACCACUGUUACGCCUAAACCGGGGCGGAGGUGUUUAAAGACUCCAUAUGUGAGAGAAAUGUACAGAUACUGAAGCGAACACUGCCAUUUUGAACUUUUAUUGCUCAAAACUCAAAAAUGUGAAGUUUUCAGACAGGAAUUAAGAGGAGAAUUUUAAACGUACACUCAGAAAUAGCUUUAAAUAAAUGUUUUAUGUCGAAGUUUUCCAUCAGAGUUUUACACUGAUCGAAAUUACAUGUUUUAAGAAUAUUUGUUUUGACUCACGCCUUCCUCAGACUGCUCCCGGUCCAGCUGAGACUGCAGUGUCAGACCCAUAUUUUAAAAGUCACAAACCUUCACAACCCAAAUAGACAUUAUUCGUGAAUCACAAAAUAAAGUUGGAUUUGAACAAUUAGUAUUACUCAAGUUUUAAACAAUGAGAAACAAUAAUUGAACCUGCAACAACCAUCAAAAAUCCAAGGGUUUGUCCGCCAAAUCGAGGUGCAGCGUUUCUAAAUGUCUCUUAAGUUUAGUUGACUUUCAGCUCUCGUUUGCCAGGGUUUUUUUGACUCACAUUGGCCUUGCAUCCUGGUUAGGACUAGCCAGGCUGACCUAGUGCCUCUGCUCAAUUUCAUAUGUCUCCAGCCACUAGGUCAGGAAUCAGAAUACACUAGACAGUUCAUAAAAACCCCGGAAGUACAAGUUUGGGCACCAGCCAAUCAGCAAAGACUCAUAUAUUUUGUGUUGGCAACAAUUCCCAAGAUUAAGGAUUUAAAGCCAGAACAAAGAGAAUUUUUGGUGAAUUUUAUCAAGGGUAAAGACGUUAUUGCCCUUCUUCCUACAGGAUGUGAGAAAAGCUUAAAAUACCAGUUAGCCCCGUUAGCGGCACAUUACAUACGUCACAACUAAAUAGCAGCGAUUGGUUAAAUUUUUAAAAAGUACCCGCCUACCGUCAAGCAAAUGAAUCCUAACGUUGUGAGGUCAGACGGUUUCUACAAAGUAAAACCAGCUGAUGAAUCAGGGUACUUUAGGACCAGCACAAUUUAGAAAGCCAUAAUUCCAAAAAUAGUCGGCCUUGCUGGUAAUUUUUUUUUUUUCUUUGCUGGAGAUUCCAAUUUGUGCUACCUGCUUGAGACCCACCUGAGGGUCGCGAUCCAGUCUUUGGAAAAUAAUAAUUCAACUCCAGUCAAAUGAAGCUCACAAAGGCUGGUGGUUAUAGGGCGAAUUAGGAGCAGAGUUCCAUUGGUAGGAGUAGGAAUUGAUUUACCGACAAUAUAGAAACACCAGGAUCAUGCAGAGCGGGUUAAUACCAACAUUUUAAGACCAAAAAGAGCAACCUGACAGCAGCUACAGAGAAAAGAGUGACGUUUUUCAAUACAAAGUGAAUUGGAGCCAGAAUCAAUAGAGCCAGAAGCGCGCCCAUGCUCACUUCAGUGGAUAGCAGGUUAACUAUGCCCAUUUAUAUAUACGGUCUAUGUGUGAAACUCGAACAUUUUGCGGUCGGCUCCUGCAUCUGGCAAAAAUAGAUUCCUAAAUCACCUCUGUAAGCUGCACAGCGUUACUUCCUCUCUUUACUUUUAAUUAUUCCAAAUAGUUGCGGUCACUGGAGCUGCACCGUGAGCAGUCUGAGCCCAGAGCGAACUGUUUUUACUCUUUUUAACAAGAUCGCAAAUUUAGCCAAGACAUAACAUUCAAUUAGAAACAUUUGAUCCCAGUCUCUAUGAAAUAUGAGAAAUAGAAAUAUAGAGAUAAUACCAUUUAUUUGAAACCAAUAUCCUAUUUUUCAUCUAUCAUAUCAUUUAUCAUCUAUCGUAUCAUUUUACGUCACAAGAGUUUGGACAAUGUGAAGUUUGUUUAUCCCCCGAAAAGGUUAAAGCAAGAAAAGAAGCAUUCACUGCCAUUUUAUUUAAGAUUUUCUUUAUUCCACAGGCACAAAGUUAAAAAUGUGAAAUUGACAAGAGUUAGAAUUUACUGAUUUUGAAACUUAGAGAUUACAUUCUACAACAAGGGAGUUUGGACUUAGAUUUUUUGCUUGAAAUGUGUCA